This is a messenger RNA of Salvelinus namaycush (lake trout), 1289 nucleotides long. RefSeq names its product plasma membrane calcium-transporting ATPase 2-like. Gene Ontology annotation, biological process: regulation of cytosolic calcium ion concentration. Lineage: Eukaryota; Metazoa; Chordata; Actinopteri; Salmoniformes; Salmonidae. The transcript has 7 exons. The record is from RefSeq and is a predicted model, not a curated record. Gene Ontology annotation, molecular function: PDZ domain binding; P-type calcium transporter activity. Bases 57 to 1289 code for a protein of 410 amino acids. Gene Ontology annotation, cellular component: postsynaptic density membrane; intracellular membrane-bounded organelle.
UAGUGGCCUUCACUGGGGCCUGCAUCACACAGGAUUCUCCUCUGAAGGCGGUCCAGAUGCUGUGGGUGAACUUGAUAAUGGACACCUUUGCGUCCCUGGCCCUGGCGACCGAGCCCCCCACCGAGGCCCUGCUGAAGAGGAAGCCGUACGGCCGCAACAAACCGCUGAUCUCCAGCACCAUGACCAAGAACAUCCUGGGACACGGCAUCUACCAGCUGGUCAUCAUCUUCUCCCUGCUGUUCGUCGGUGAGCAGAUCUUUGACAUAGACAGUGGUCGUCACGCUCCGCUCCACUCCCCUCCGUCAGAACACUACACCAUAAUUUUCAACACCUUCGUCCUCAUGCAGCUUUUCAAUGAGAUCAACGCCAGGAAGAUCCACGGAGAGAGGAACGUCUUCGACGGAAUCUUCAGGAACCCCAUCUUCUGUUCCAUCGUCUUCGGAACAUUCGCCAUCCAGAUUGUGAUCGUACAGUUUGGAGGGAAGCCGUUCAGUUGUACUCCUCUGGAUUUGGAGAAGUGGGGCUGGUGUACCUUCCUUGGACUGGGAGAGUUAGUCUGGGGACAGGUGAUCGCCACCAUCCCUAACAGCAAGCUACGGUUCCUGCGAGGGGCAGGCCAGCUGACCAAGAAGAACGAGAUGCCUGGGGACGAAGACAUGAACGAGGACAACGAGGAGAUCGACCACGCGGAGAGAGAGCUGAGACGCGGACAGGUCCUCUGGUUCAGGGGGCUCAACCGCAUUCAGACUCAGAUCGAUGUGGUGAACACGUUCAAGAGCGGCAGCUCCUAUCAGGGCCAGCUGCGGAGACAGUCCUCCACCACCAGUCAGAACCAGGAUGUAACCAAUGUUUCUAGUCCCAGUCACGUGUCCUUGUCCAAUGCCCUUUCUCCUACCUCUCCUACCAGCACUGCCUCUCCUGCUGGGCGUGAGUCACUGUCCUCUGUCAGCUUCUGCUACUUCGGAGAUGUCUUCCAGUCUCCUACCAUUCGCGUCGUCAAUGCAUUUCGUAGCUCUCUCUACGAAGGCCUUGAGAAACCAGACUCCAGACCGUCCAUCCAUAACUUCAUGACCCAACCAGAGUUUAGGAUAGAUGACUCCACUCCCCACAUCCCCCUGAUUGAUGACACUGACUUAGAGGAGGACCCAUCGCUGAGGAAGACCCCCCAGGCAGGCAGCCAGCCCCAGUCCCCCAACAAGAACAACAACCUCACCGUCGACACCACCAGUAAGUCAGCUGCAUCCUCCAGCCCAUCCAGCCCACUGCACAGUCUGGAGACCUCCCUCUAG